AUGCAAAAUUUCAACAUUUUACGCGAAAUCAUCAUAAUAUCCUCAUUGUUGUCAUGUAUAACUUGCUUCAAUGAUGAUACUUCGAUACACGAAACUGGUCUCACGUGUGGUUCUUAUCAAUACCCUGCUGAUGGUGGUGGCAACAAGUUAAUGCAAAACUUGAUGGUUGCAUUGGACGCGGUAUCUUUCCAGGUGAAACAACAUGGAUGGGGAGCACAAACAUUAGUCGGAAAUUGGAAUCCGAUGCACGCGUUAGGCCAAUGUCGUCGCGAUCUCAAUCCAACGCAAUGCUAUACUUGUUUCACGCAAGCAAGACAGUUAUUAUCGAGGUGCGCGCCAAAGGUUUCAGGUAGAGUUUACCUCGACGGUUGUUUUCUUCGUUAUGAUAACUACACUUUCUUUGAUGAGGGUGUGGACUUCACGCAUGAUACGAGAACGUGUUCGACGGAAAGAGGAGAGACGGUUAGUCCGAUACAUGUUGAGGCGGUGAUUAUGAAUGUGAGUAAGGGUGCCGGGGAACAUAUAUUUGCGGAGGACGAGGAGGGUGGUGUUUUUGGAUUGGCGCAGUGUUGGGAGACAGUGGAUAAAUGGAGUUGCCAGAGGUGUUUAAGAGAAGCGGCGAAGAAAGUGCAGGAAUGUGUUCCUAGUUCUGAGGGUAGAAGCUUGUUUACUGGUUGUUUUAUCAGGUAUUCGACGCGUAAAUUCUAUAACGACAUCUUUGUGCGGAAUGAUACUUGGACUGGUAUUCCUCCUCCUGUUCCUUCUCGAGGUAGUAACAAUAACUUCAAUUCAAUCAUUAUAGUUACCUCUACAAUUAACAAGAGAAAACAAAUUUAUGUAUAG
Molecule: messenger RNA, 843 nt
Organism: Lathyrus oleraceus (garden pea)
Lineage: Eukaryota; Viridiplantae; Streptophyta; Magnoliopsida; Fabales; Fabaceae
Product: cysteine-rich receptor-like protein kinase 42
Exons: 2
Coding region: 1-843 (280 amino acids)
Cellular component (GO): plasmodesma
Source: RefSeq, a predicted model, not a curated record